AUGGAAGAUGCUGUCUUUGAUGUGGAGAUGAAUUUGGAGAGUCUGUCUUUGUGUGGAAUCCUGGCAGGGGAUCACGGGCUUAGCUUUCUCUGGAGAAACUGUAAGAAUGUUAAGAAACUGCAGCUGACGAGCUGCGAGAGUAUUGGAGAUUACUCCUCGUUUUCGAGGUUUCUCAAGUGCUUAAGUGGUCUUCAAGAACUGGAAUUAACAACUUGUCGGAGCAUAAUCGAUGUGGUUUUGUUGAAUUUGGCUGAAACUUGUGUUUCUCUCGAUUCUUUGUUGAUUUAUGAUGGUGGUAGCAGAGAGGGUUUGCUUCAAUUCAUUAACCAGAGCAGGUGUAGUCUGAGAAGGCUUGAUUUGAGGUUGCCCCUUGAUCUUGAUAACUCCCAUUUGAUCGCCUUGUCCGAGAAUUUGAACUUCAGGGGCUUGGUAAGUUUAAGGCUGCAAAGUUGCUGUCUUGUUAGUGGUGAGGGGUUAAAGGCUUUUGGGAGGGCAGUAGCUGAUAGCCUUGAGGAGCUUGCCUUAAUUAACUGUGAUGUAGUCCAGAGAGAACCUGGUUUAUUAACAACGUUAGGACAGAGCUUGAAGAAGCUGAGAAAAUUGGACUUGUCUUAUAAUGAUAUGCUGCUUGAUAAAGAGCUUGCGUCGAUGCUCGUCUCAUGUAAUUGCUUGGUUGAACUGAAACUGAGGGGUUGCGGUAGGUUAACUAACGCAACUUUAGGUUCGAUGAUCAGAAGCCGUAAUCAGUUGCAAUAUAUUGAUAUAAAGCAUUGCUGUGGGAUUGAGGUGGACGGAGUUGAAUUUUUCGUUUUGAAUGCUCCGCGAUUGAGACGAGUGGAGGUGGAGCAGAGCAAACUGUGUGAAGUUGCUAGAAGAUGGGCAUGGAAUAAGUUUAUAGAGGUUGUAUACUGA
Sesamum indicum (sesame) is the source of this 912-nucleotide messenger RNA. Its product is annotated as RNI-like superfamily protein. Lineage: Eukaryota; Viridiplantae; Streptophyta; Magnoliopsida; Lamiales; Pedaliaceae. Gene Ontology annotation, cellular component: SCF ubiquitin ligase complex. Gene Ontology annotation, biological process: SCF-dependent proteasomal ubiquitin-dependent protein catabolic process. Gene Ontology annotation, molecular function: protein binding. The record is from RefSeq and is a predicted model, not a curated record.